Molecule: messenger RNA, 2568 nt
Organism: Cajanus cajan (pigeon pea)
Lineage: Eukaryota; Viridiplantae; Streptophyta; Magnoliopsida; Fabales; Fabaceae
Gene: SUVH4
Product: histone-lysine N-methyltransferase, H3 lysine-9 specific SUVH4-like protein
Cellular component (GO): nucleus
Molecular function (GO): zinc ion binding; protein binding; histone methyltransferase activity
Source: RefSeq, a predicted model, not a curated record
AAUAAUAUCCCUUCUGUGUUCUGGACAUUGUUUGGGUCUGGGAACCCUAACCCUAAAAUCCUUAUAAUUUGGAUAAUCGAAGCGAGUGAGAAAAUUGUGUUGAUCUAGAUGGUUGCGCAGUCUCUGGACGUGGUUCACCAGCAUAUAAUGGUUGCUAUGAGAGCGGAAAAGAGUUCCAAUUCCAAAGCUAAGGCCAAGAAUGCCGGAAAAGGGCCCAAGGGGGGGAAGAAAUCGAACGCUUCCGCAAUGCCGCGGAGGUCGAGCGCUCGAAUCCAAGCGUUGAAGAAAGCGGAGGAGGAGGUUCUUGCUCGUCAAAAGUCCGAGGAGAUUCCUUCUCGUCAAGAAGCGGUGUUAGUCGAGGACAAAGACGAAUGCGACGAGGUUGCCGCCAAGCCGAAGAAGAAGCACCGAACAAAGAGUGGCGGCGAGGAGGAAGAAGACGCUGCCUCACGGCCGAGGAAGAAGAAGAAGCCGGCGGUGGCGGCAUGCCCCAACGGUGACGUGAGUGCGAAGGAAGAAUCGGAGAAUGUGGCCGGGGUUGGUGGUUCCGGAGAGAAGAGUGACUUGGCUAAGGUCAAAGAGACCAUUAGGAUAUUUAAUAAAUACUAUCUGCAUUUUAUUCAGGAAGAAGAGAAGAGGUGUGCGAGGGAUGAUGCUAGUAAGGGUUCUAAGAAUGCUUCCAAAUCCAAGAAGAAAGAUUCAAAGAAUGGAUCUAAAAAGGAUUCGAAUUUCAGGAAGAAAGAUGCUACACCACCACCUAAAGAUUCAAAGAAGGGUUCUAAACGACCAGAUCUAAAGGCCAUAACGAAGAUGAUGGGAAACAACGAGAUACUGUACCCUGAAAAAAGAAUCGGCAGCAUUCCAGGUAUUCAGGUUGGGUAUCAGUUCUAUUCUCGUGCUGAAAUGGUUGCAGUUGGUUUUCAUAGCCACUGGUUAAAUGGCAUCGAUUUUGUUGGCAUGGCUUAUUCCAAAGUGUAUAGCAACUAUGAAUUACCAGUUGCUGUUGCAAUUGUUUUAUCAGGCAUGUAUGAGGACGACUUGGACAACGCUGAGGAUGUCAUCUACACAGGUCAAGGGGGACAUAAUCUGACAGGUAAUAAGCGGCAAAUUAAGGACCAGUUGUUGGAGCGGGGUAACCUGGCUCUCAAGAAUUGUGCUGAGCAAUGUGUGCCUGUUAGAGUCAUUCGUGGUCAUGGAUCUUCAAGCAGUUACACUAAGAAAGUAUACACAUAUGAUGGCUUGUACAAGGUUGUCAAUUAUUGGGCAGAGAAGGGAAUCUCUGGGUUUACUGUCUACAAGUUUCGACUUAGGAGGCUGGAAGGGCAAUCUACAUUAACCACAAAUCAGGUGUAUUUUACCAAUGGACGGGUACCGCGUUCUUUAGCGGAAAUACGAGGUUUGGUUUGUGAGGAUAUCAGUGGAGGUCAAGAAGAUGUGCCCAUUCCGGCUACCAAUUUGGUUGAUGAUCCCCCUGUUCCACCUACAGGUUUUACAUAUUGUAAGUAUGUUAAGGUUGCAAAAAAUGUGAAGCUUCCCACCAGUGUCUCUGGGUGCAGAUGCAAAGGGGAUGGUUGUAGGGACCCAACAACCUGUGCAUGUGCGACGCUUAAUGACUCUGAUUUUCCCUAUGUAUCUCACAAUGGUGGCAGGUUAGUUGAAGCGAAAGAUGUUGUAUUUGAAUGUGGUCCCAAAUGUGGUUGUGGUCCUAAUUGUGUGAACCGAACUUCUCAAAAGCCGCCGAGAUAUCGGCUGGAGGUUUUCCGCACUGCCAAAAAAGGAUGGGCUGUUAGAUCCUGGGAUUUUAUACCUUCUGGAGCGCCAGUUUGUGAGUACACAGGAAUACUUGCUAGAACGGAAGAUAUGGACAGUGUAUUGGAAAACAAUUAUAUUUUUGAGAUUGAUUGCUUGCAAACAAUCAAGGGUCUUGGUGGAAGAGAGAGGCGGUCACAAGAUGGGGAGAUUCCUACAAAUCUUUUGGGAAAAUAUGAUGAUCAAAGUUCUGAAAGUGCACCAGAGUUUUGCAUUGAUGCAGGGUCUACUGGAAAUGUUGCUAGGUUUAUAAACCAUUGUUGUGAGCCUAAUCUAUUUGUUCAAUGUGUCUUGAGCACACACCAUGAUUUGAGAUUGGCUCGUGUGAUGCUGUUUGCCGCCGACAACAUACCUCCUUUGCAGGAACUAACCUAUGACUAUGGUUAUGCGCUUGACAGCGUCUUGGACUCUGAUGGAAAUAUUAAGCAAAUGCCAUGCUAUUGUGGAGCUCCAGAGUGCAGGAAGCGAUUAUUCUAACUGCUACCUUUUCCUUUAUAGCAAAACUUGUCUGGUCUUUUUUUGCACAACUAGUGUGGUAUCGUAUUGGUUUUGCACAACUAGUUUGGUAUCCUAUUAGUUUUUUGCACAGCUAGUGAUGUUUGCAGCAUAUACUUUGGGCCGAAAUGGCAGUAUUAGUUUUUUGCACAACUAGUGAUGUUUGCAGCAUAUACAUUGGGCCGAAAUGGCAGCAAAGUAACAUCGAUAUAGAAUUUUUUGCAUUUUAGAAAUGAAAUUGAUGCAAGGUAGAAUGAUUUUGCA